Molecule: messenger RNA, 2810 nt
Organism: Phialemonium atrogriseum
Lineage: Eukaryota; Fungi; Ascomycota; Sordariomycetes; Cephalothecales; Cephalothecaceae
Exons: 4
Coding region: 196-2634 (812 amino acids)
Cellular component (GO): nucleus
Source: RefSeq, a predicted model, not a curated record
GCCCUCAGAUAACAGCCACCCUGUCCAUCUUGCGUGGUUCGUCCGCCACAAAUCCAAAUCUCAGAUUCCCGCUUUUUGAAUACCCGCCUGGAUCUGUAUCACCACUCCCGAAACAGCCGGCUCAGAACUGCUUGGUUCUGACCAGUUCUGACCACUGCCGACCCUCAAGCACGAAUUCCAGAAUCGACAGUUCGAAUGGCUACUGCCAAGUUUGAGCAGUCGCUCUACAAGGCGUUCGAGCCCGCCUACCAGUCGCAAAGGCCAAUCAUCGUAGACGACGCUCUUGAAUCGCCCGACACGGUAACCCUUCGGUAUGAGGAGGAAGCUGUGCGAGGCGACAGGGGCGACCUGCGAGGGGAAUCCCCUCCGGGUCUCCUGCCAAUGACCACGUACAAGACUCAGCCAUCCCAGCUGCACACGUUUACAGACUCGCCGUAUUCGCAGUAUUCGUCGCAGUCUUUUUCAACCCAGCAGACCGACAAUGCGCCCACGCAGAUUAGCCAGAUGGCCUUCGGCGCGAACAGCGCCGCAGGGCAGUACAUGGCUGCUCAGGGGAAUGUAGGACCCAGCGUAAACAUCCUCUCCUGCCACCCCAAUGCGGGGGGGUACGGGACGAAGAUGAUGCUCAAGAUGUCAAGCCCGUACGACGUGCAGACAAUGACGGGAACGGGCCCGUACGCGUACAUAUCGUUCGGCUCGCAUCGAGCCAUUGCCCAGAUCCUCAAGGACUCGCACCACAGCAACGGAGCAUGUACCUACACGAUCAGCGCCGACGUGCCGCAGUUCAUUUCCACAAACUUCCCGUCGCCGAACAACGUGCCGCUGGGUCUGAUAAUCGAGAGCGGUAACGGCGAGGAGCUUGCCCGUGUCGACAACGCCGGGGUUUUCACCUACCUUGAAUCCCAUGGCGCGGCUGGUGCACCUGGUAGCACCGAGGGCAGCACUGGUGACGUGAGUGCACAUGAGGAGCUCACGCGAAAGAGCAGCGAGUCACCUGAGCAGCGCGCCAGCCCACCCCAGGGCCUGUCAGUCAGCACGGCCACCACCACGAGUCCGUCGAGCUCGUACAACGCGCUGCCCGCAGACCCGAGUACAAAUAGCUACGGCUACCCGCCGGCAGUUGCGGCCGCUGCUGCCGAGGCUCAAGCGGAGGCACAGCAGGCGCACUCCAACUUUGGCGCAGCUGGUUACACGCACGGAACAAACAGCAUGCUGGGCACGUACAGAACCUCGACGCUGGCGGAUCACUACUCGCGUGCCCCGCCGCCGCUGCGAUCGUCGCGUGGCAUCGGCUGGACGCCCUACGGCGGCGCCAUCGGUACCGUCCGCAGUCCCGCGACGACCAUUGCCCACGGCACGCACACAGGCAUCACCCGGCCGAGCUUGACUCCCCUGCCCAGGCCGUCGGGCGGCGUGCCCCAGCUUAUACGCACAAGCACGCUAGGUUCGCCGCCAGGCGCCGGACUCGCGGGCAACAGCGCAUACAACCCGUACGCAAUAUUCCCGGCUAAGGCCACGCUGAAGAUCAAUGGCGACCUCGAGAGUAUGGCAGAAAACUGGACGCAGGAGGAGUGGGACAACAGACGGCGGAUAGUCCUGUUCAAGAAGUCGCAGCAAGGCAGCCAGCUGCAGACGUCCUUCCGGCCGGUCGCCGUCGACGAGCGGCCCCAGAACAGCACCUGCAUCAGUUGCAUCUGGUGGGCCGAGAAGCAGGAGUGUUUUGUGACUUCGGUUGACACCAUCUACCUGCUCGAGCAGCUUGUCGCGUCUCCGGCUCGAUUCACCGUCGAAGAGAAGAACCGGAUCCGAAGAAACCUUGAGGGCUUUCACCCGCUGACGGUGAGCAAGACCAAGUCGGAAAGCGCCGAGUUUUUCAAGGUCAUCAUGGCGUUCGGCAACCCCAAGCCUCGCAACAUUGAGAAGGACGUCAAGGUGUUCCCUUGGAAGAUACUUGGCCAGGCGCUCAAGAAGAUAAUUUCGAAAUACAGCGCGUCGCCAUCGACCACCAUGGCAGCACCGCCGUCGCAUCAUCAGUCGCACCUCCUGACGCCCAUCAGCAUAGGCGGGUCGUACCCAAAUCUGCCACCCACGCCCGGGUCGGCAACGGCGGCCACUGACCAUGCCACGGCGACGGGAUACAUCACGUCGGCACAUCACCACGCAGACUCGCUGCCGAGCCCACGGCAUGUGUCGGGUGUCACGUCUUCGUGGGCGCCGUAUAGCACAGGCCCGAGCCGGCCAUUAUCACCAGGCCUGAAGACACAUUCACCCGGCCCGUCGUCGGGUCUUCGCCUCUCAACACUAGCGACGACUUACGACGGCCGAGGGUCGAACCAGGCCACGACAUCGCCCUACGGUUAUGGCCUGCCGGCAUCUGGCAGCCAGAGCCAGCACCCGCAGCAGCAGCAGCAGCACCCGCACCACAACCACAACCACAACCACAACCAUGCUCAUCACCACCAAAAUGGUCAGAGUUACAGCCAACCCCCGGUGCCAGUAACACAAAGCCACCAUGGCCGCAUCUGGGAUGGAUACACGGUAGCUGGUGGGUACCCGAGCCACGCAAACCACUCGGCGCACGGGCAGGCAUACGGCAACACGGGCGGGUACAGCGACGCCAUGCAGCGAGUCUAGGAGUCUAGGCGGUGCGACGGGGCAGCAGCCGCAGCCCGCGGAGAGUUGGAGACAAGACGAUCAGAGUUGGUUAUUGAAGUGGGUGUGGGGAAUCAGACGCGACGCGUUGAAAAAAGUUCGCCAAGAAAAGCAUCGACGUCAUCUGUUCCGGUCAUUGCUUCUUUUUGUUUUCGCGC